AUGUCGUCGCAGAAGCCCCGACCAAGCUACGUCUCGAACGGGCAGGCCCUUUCGAGCCCACCACUGUCCGUUCGCCUCAACCGCUUCACUGAGAGCGUCUAUCUCCUCCUCGGACUCUACAUCGUGAGCCUCUUCUCGUUCGACUCCUACGCCUCCGCCCAGGGUUCGCAGUUCAAUAUCCACAAUAGAAACACUGCAUCAGGCUCGUCAUUCGGCUGGGGUGCGCGUACCAGCUCCUCCAGCUCCAACGUGAGUCGCGGAGGUGGUGGCAGCGGCCCGCGCAUUGGACGGGUGGACGAUGUCCGAGGGCCGGAGUGCAAGAGCUGCCGCUGA
Molecule: messenger RNA, 333 nt
Organism: Penicillium canariense
Lineage: Eukaryota; Fungi; Ascomycota; Eurotiomycetes; Eurotiales; Aspergillaceae
Exons: 3
Coding region: 1-333 (110 amino acids)
Source: RefSeq, a predicted model, not a curated record